This is a messenger RNA of Galleria mellonella (greater wax moth), 1419 nucleotides long. RefSeq lists its product as uncharacterized. Gene Ontology annotation, cellular component: cytoplasm. Gene Ontology annotation, molecular function: oxidoreductase activity; nucleotide binding. Bases 173 to 1348 code for a protein of 391 amino acids. The record is from RefSeq and is a predicted model, not a curated record. Lineage: Eukaryota; Metazoa; Arthropoda; Insecta; Lepidoptera; Pyralidae. Gene Ontology annotation, biological process: NADPH regeneration. The transcript has 8 exons.
UAUAGGACUACAUUUCGCAUAAUGACGAAAACCGAGUGCAAGAAGGCUAGUGUCAAUAAUUAUACCUACUUAAAUGUAUAUAAAUUUGUGAUACAGACGGUAACUGAUGUCAAUACUACGUGACCAGAGCAGGAGAGAUAAAUAUUGUCGUUAGUAUCGUAAACGUCAUAUAAUGGCAACUAAAAAGUUCGCAGGACCAUCCCCGUAUAAGCUUAGGCAAACAUAUCCAGAAGAUGAUUACUUACAUACUGAGUACGUUAACAACUCGACUGCAAAUCAAGCGUCAAGGUCACAAGCUCCACCAGUAGUAGGUGCUAUUUUCGGUCUGGGUCGUGCCGGUUCCAUUCAUCUCAGCAGUAUUGUGAAUAAUCCACGCAUCAUCCUUAAAUAUAUUGUUGAUGAUCGCAAGGACAGAUUUGCGGACUUAAAAAAGUUCUGGAGAUUAAGCAGCGAUGUUAUUUUUAUCACACCAGCCGAGGCUAACCGAGUUUAUACAGAUAAAAGCGUUAAUGUGGUAUUCAUUGCCUCCCCUACAUGGACUCACCAUGACAUUGUGGUAAACUCUAUUGCUAAUAACAAGGACGUCUACUGUGAGAAGCCUAUCGCAGAGAACAUCGAAGAUACGAAGAAGUGCUACGAAGCUGCCAAAGCCAAGGGUCGAACUUUGUUUGCAGCUUUCAAUCGUCGGUUUGAUCCCGCUUACAGUAACCUUAAAGAAAGAGUAAGGAAAGGAGAAGUAGGCCAUGUGCAGAUCCUGAAAGUGACAGCUAGAGACUCGCCUCUCCCUACAAUCGAUUAUUUAAAGACAUCGGGUGGUGUGUUUCAUGAUUGUCUUGUCCAUGACUUUGACAUGUCUUGCUGGGUAUUGGGAGAAUUGCCGAUACGGGUGCAAGCAUCUGCUUCUGCACUCAUUCCUGAAGUAAAGGCUAUUGACGAUUUUGACACUAUUGCAUUCUUGCUAACCUUUCCUUCUGGUGCUGUUGUUCUCGGUGACAAUAGCCGUUAUUCAGCAUAUGGUUACGAUCAGAGGCUUGAAGUUUUUGGAAAUAAAGGUAUGAUUAAAGUUGAAAAUGAAAGACCGUGUCAUUCAACUGAGACGGUUAUUGGUCAAGAAGGUAUAAAGUUGUCACCUAUCUUCUAUUCAUUUCCAUCACGUUACAAGGUUGCUUAUCAACGUGAAUUGGAACACUUUUUGGAUGUUGUUCAACAUGGGAUUCCAAUGAGUGUGACUAGCUGGCAAACCCUUGCCGUGAGCAAGAUUGCGACAGCAGCAGAGGAGAGCGCGCGCACCGGUAAAACUAUCGAUAUCGACUGGAGCAAAGAUGAUAUACCUGCUGUAUAUUCAUGAAUAAUGAAUAUGUUUUUCAUCAUUAUAAAAUAAAUAAUAAAAUAAAUUAAAAAAUUGAAUUGAUUUUAAUA